Micropterus dolomieu (smallmouth bass) is the source of this 3338-nucleotide messenger RNA. RefSeq names its product SH3-binding domain protein 5-like, a (gene sh3bp5la). The record is from RefSeq and is a predicted model, not a curated record. Gene Ontology annotation, cellular component: cytoplasm. Gene Ontology annotation, molecular function: protein kinase inhibitor activity. NCBI's taxonomy places the organism in Eukaryota, Metazoa, Chordata, Actinopteri, Centrarchiformes, Centrarchidae. Gene Ontology annotation, biological process: negative regulation of protein tyrosine kinase activity; intracellular signal transduction. The coding region runs from base 461 to 1771 and encodes 436 amino acids. The transcript has 6 exons.
GUAGCGCUUCCUUUCACCAAACUCGUCUGUUUACUUCAUUUGUAAUGAUGGUGUGAGACCGAAACCGCUAGCUAGCUAGCCUAGCUAAAGUAUUGGAGAACCCGGUAAGAGAUGGGGGAAAAGACACACGUGAUGGGUGGACAUACUGAUGGGCCACCUUUUACUUUUGAUCCCAUGACAGUUGUUUGUUCUAACCUGUUUGCUAUCAACAAAGCAACCGUUCAAUUCUAACUGACGGUGUUUAGCGUGCUAGCUGCAGGCGAGGCUAGCUUCAGUGGGUUCGUGUUUCGGGGUGAUUUUGAUAUGGCAGAUUGCACAACAGUCGCCACCACUGGAAUUAUUUUCUAAUUUAACCCUGUAAAAUAAGUCUCAAUUGUUGUAAAUAGGAUUUUUGGGUUAAUUAGCCUUCACGUCUGCUGGGGUAGCUAACGCUGCUGCUAGCGAAACUGUCUGGCCUGGAAUGGAGCCAGGCGACUUGCGAGAGAGCCCCGCCGGGUCCGGGGAGUCAGAUGCCGGGGAUUGGAGGGAGGUUAUUCCCGGUGGGGAUGAGGAGGUCAAAGCUGCCGAAAGUAAUGGAAACACACUAGAGACGGCCCUUAGGGACACCUGCGAGGAAGUCGAAAAUGACAAACAAAAAAAUGUGGGAGAGCAAUUGCACAGUCCAUACGAGGAGGAACUGGACCCCAGAAUCCAGGAGGAGUUGGAGCAUCUCAAUGAAGCCAGUGCAGAAAUAAACAGACUAGAACUGCAGUUGGAUGAUGCCAGAUCAGGGUACCGGAAGAUCCUCACAGAGUCUGCCAGGAAGCUUAAUGCUCAGAGCUCUCAGCUUGGUGGCUGCAUAGAGAAGGCAAGACCCUACUACGAAGCUCGUCGCCUUGCAAAAGAGGCACAGCAGGAGACCCAAAAGGCAGCUUUGAGCUAUGAGAGAGCGGUUUCUAUGCAUACAGCUGCCAGGGAGAUGGUCUAUGUGGCAGAGCAGGGCCUGAUGGCUGAUGGCAAGAACACCCUGGAUCCCACCUGGCAGGAGAUGCUCAAUCACGCUACCUCCAAGGUGAACGAAGCCGAAGAAGAGCGACUACGCAGUGAGAGGGAGCACAUGCGUGUCACACACGCUUGUCAGGAGGCUGAGGCCCGGGUUCAGAUGCUGCAAAAGUCCCUCAAAAGAGUCAUUGUGAAAUCCAAACCUUACUUUGAACUCAAGGCCCAGUUCAACCACAUACUGGAGGAGAACAAGGCCAAAGUGCUGCAGCUGGAACAACACGUAGCCAAAGUGAAGACCCGCUAUUCCAUCGCCCUACGAAACUUGGAACAAAUUAGCGAGCAGAUCCACGCUCAGAGGGGAAGGGACCAGGCCGAGGGAGGAUGCCCCACCGUCUGUGGUGGGCGGAGUUCCCCCAUUGGAGCCGAGUCCGACAUCAAAGUUAAACGAGAAGGUGGAGCCUGCAGCGGUGGUGCGACGGGGACAAGUCGAGUGGAUGGAGCCAUCGACCUGGUGGAGAAAUACAAGGAGAAGGAGAAUGAAAAGGAGAGGGAGCGGGCGGGGUCUGAUUCCCUUUCAGUGUUCAGCCUGCAGACUAUCGCUUCCGACUUGGAGAAAUAUGACUCCAUUGAGCACCUCGGGAACCUCAGCGAUGUAGGCAGCAUGACUGGGGAUGAGGGGGAGAAAGAGAGAGGCCCAGUAAUUGAUAGAAGAGACAAGCUGACGGAAACAUCCGCCAAGGAGCGCCAGCAGCAGUUCUACAAGCAGCACCACCGAAGCUUCAGUUUGUGAGGCUGUUACAGGUGUAACAGCUAUAAACAGCGCAAAAGUACAGUGUGAGUGAUCAAUAAAGUACAAGUUAGGGUAAACAUCCCUAAAACAUGGGUACCAACCAAAGUAUAAGACAGCGGAUUAGCUGCAAAAAUAAAACUGCAGCGAUGCAGUUCUAGGUGUAAAUAAGCACACAUAAGUUAACUGACAAUUCUAAAGCGGGCACUGAUCUAUAGUUAACAUUGCAGCCUAGUUAGAACACUACUUGAAUCUAAAGAGCUUUCAACCCUUCAGGACAAGUAUACUGUAUAUUCACCCCCCUGUGAGGGAUUCUGAGUGGAAUUUCUUCCUCGAGCGCGAAGCAUGAAAAUUCAAACGCCCUGUUUGAACAGACAUAUUUAGAGAAGGUGUCAUUUCUUACUUUGAUACGUUGAUUUAAUUUGGUGAGACUGGUGAAAACAAGUUCUGCUAUUGUUUCUACUCCAGUUGUGUCGAGUCUUAUCAGCGAUUGCUUCAAGGUAGAGAGGGGUGGCAGGGUCUCUCCAUACACACUGAGAUCCACACUCAUGUCCACCCACAUCAAGUUAGUGUGUAGGGAAAAAUGACAAAAACGAUUCUUUCAGCGGAGAGUGAAAGCAUGUUCGUAUUUACAUUUCAUAUAUUUAUUUCCGGUAACAUGCUGAAAGUAGUGCUUAAAUUAUUUUUGGCACGAGAGAAUGCGUUUUUUGAAAAUUCCUGAAAAGAUGAAUGGAAUCAAUAGUCUGAAUAUUGAUAAGAGUCUAUUUGACUCUUUCCACUCCGAGAGCAUGCACUCCUGUAUGGCUAUUAACGCGGACAUUUAUGACGUGUAUUCAGGGCUAUAUGCUGGAACAAACACUGACACCAUUAAAGCUAAGAUGAUGAAGCUCAGCCAAUGUGUAUAAUUUGGAUAUUGUUUACAUUUGUAGAAGUGGAUUGCAUUGGCAGCUAAUGCAUUUCCUCCUUGUUUUGCCUUUUUAAAGAAAUUGCCCUGUUAUUUGAAGUGUGCCUUGACACAGAACAAGUAACACAUUUAGCAUGAGUAGUACUUUGUUGUAAACUCAUCUGUAGUUCUGUUUAGAACAAUUUAAAGAACAAGUGUGUGCCCUUUCAUGAUUUAUUUUUUUUAAAUAUAUCUUUUAAUAAUCACCUAGGCACUGUUCCCGACAAGACUUGAAGAGUUAUGAUUUCUUUUUUGUGUUGAUUUCUGUAUUUUCUUUUAUGAUAUUGUACUUUGAUUGUCAAAGUGUAUGAUGCAAAACAAUGAAGUCAAGAAAUGACUUGUAAAUGUAUGUAAUUAUUACAAAGCUGGAAAAUAUUGACAUGUACAGUUACACGUGUCACUGAUUUGAAUAUUUGACAAGAUUGUUGUACAGAUGUUCUGGAUACCCACAGGUUGUCGUAUGUAUUUAAAUCAUUGUUGUUGCAGUUUAUCUGAAACACCUCACCAUUACUUUUUUCUUAACAAUUAGUCUUCACCAUUUUAAUUGCAUUUGUGAAUUAGCCAGAAUGCCACUGUUUCCAAUUAAUGCAUCUUCAUACCUAACAAUCAAUAAACCUCAUCAUACUU